Messenger RNA from Lactuca virosa, 2320 nucleotides. NCBI's taxonomy places the organism in Eukaryota, Viridiplantae, Streptophyta, Magnoliopsida, Asterales, Asteraceae. The record is from the annotation of a GenBank genome assembly.
AAACCUGUUUUUAUCUCUUAUUGAUGAAAAUUGACGAUAAACCAGUCAAAUACUUCUUCCUCUUUCAAUAAAUCAACCUUCUUCAUUCAUUACUCAUUGCUUCCUCUCGUUCUACUCCGAUCACCAUGAAACGCCGUCUAGAUCCAACCCCCGCCCUCUUCCCGGCGAUUCUAUCCAUCGUUCUCUGCUUUCCAGCUAUCUCAUGCCAAGAAACCCAGCGGCCAUUUGAUGUUUGUGGCGAAUCGGUCCAGUGUGGAGAUAUUCCAGUAGAGUACCCAUUUUGGGGGUUAGAUCGUCCGGCAUACUGCGGCCACCCUGGUUUUCAGCUAACCUGCCCAUCGAAUGUUCCCCUACUCAAUUACGAAUCAGUAAACUACCGAGUUUUGCGUUUGGAUACCAGUACACAGAUGAUCACCAUCGCUAGAAACGAUCUCUGGGAAAACUCUUGCCCUCGAUUUCUAUACGACACCUCCUACAACUCGACGCUGUUCAACGGCGACAAUUUUGACCAGCGGAAUGUGUCUUUGUACUACAAUUGCAAUAGUAGUAUUGGGGUGAUACCUUUGACCACUAAUUACAGAUUUAGUUGUAAUGUGAAUGAGAGCCAAAGCGACAGUUAUUUCAUAAGAACUGAUCAGCUAAUCCCUAGCGUGGCCAGUUUCUUAGUUCAGUGUCAAAAUCGCAUCGAUGUACCGGUGAAUCAAUCUUCAGCAGCUCGAUUAGGGUCAGGGAUUGCUACAACAGAUGAUCUGAGGUCAGGUUUGACGGCCGGUUUCCAGCUACAGUGGACGGCGAAUAACAAUGAGUGUGAUCGGUGUAUUCGGUCAAACGGUCAAUGUGGGUCAAACUCGACAUCACCUGAUUUGUUUGCUUGCUACUGUGCUACUGGAAAUUUCUCGUUAACUUGUAAUGACGCCAACGUCGGUGGAGGGACUUCAAACAAAAAAUCUGUAGCUACAAUAGUCGCAGUCGUUGGAGCGAUUCUCGCAGCCAUCGGAAUCGGAAUCGGAAUCUUCGUUUGCAGACAACGGAGGAAACGGAUUGCAAUCAGAGAAUUAUCGCCUUCCCAAACUGAGACUAAAGCUAUUCUAAGCACUGUAUCAAAUUAUCAAGUCAAUAAUCAAGUCAAUAGUGGAAGUUCUAAUUUCACUUCAAGUAUCCCUUCGUAUCCUUCAUCAAAAACAUCUAAUGAUUUUGGGAAAAGUUCGUAUUUUGGAGCUCAGGUUUUUAGUUAUGAGGAAUUAGAAGUGGCUACUGAUAACUUCAAUAAUUCAAGAGAACUUGGAGAUGGUGGUUUUGGAGCUGUAUAUUAUGGUAAGCUGAUCGAUGGUCGAGAAGUCGCCGUGAAACGUCUAUACGAAAACAACUUCAAACGCGUCGAACAAUUCAUGAACGAAGUCGAAAUCCUAACAAAAUUAAACCACGAAAACCUAGUCAAACUAUACGGCUGCUCAUCAAAACAUAGCAAAGAACUCCUCCUCGUUUACGAAUACAUCCAAAACGGCACUGUCGCCGAUCACCUCCACGGAAAACUCUCCACCUCCACCUCCACCCCCAUUUCAUGGCCACUCCGCCUCAACAUCGCCAUAGAAACCGCCGAAGCCCUAGCCUACCUCCACAAAUCCGACGUCAUCCACCGCGAUGUCAAAACCACCAAUAUUCUCUUAGACAAAACUUUCAAAGUCAAAGUCGCUGAUUUUGGGUUAUCGAGGUUGUUCCCUAACGACGCCACCCAUGUCUCCACCGCGCCACAAGGAACGCCGGGAUACGUUGACCCGGAGUAUUAUCAGUGCUACCAAUUGACCGAUAAAAGCGACGUGUAUAGCUUCGGGGUGGUGUUGAUCGAGCUUUUGUCUUCGUUACAGGCGGUGGAUACGAGUCGCCACCGGUUGGAUAUAAAUUUGGCGAAUAUGGCGGUGGUGAAGAUACAGAAUCAUUUGUUGGGGGAGUUGGUGGAUAAGAGUGUUGGGUUUGAGAGUGAUGGGGUGGUGAGGAGGAUGAUGACGUUGGUGGCGGAGUUGGCUUUCCGGUGUCUGCAACAGGAGAAGGAUUUGAGGCCGACGAUGAAGGAGGUGGUGCAGGUUUUGAGAGGGAUUCAGAAUGAUGAAAUGAAUGCUCAGAAACCGGAGGUGGUUGAUAUUGUGGUGGAUGGCGGUGGGGUUUUGAAGGAUUGUUAGACGGAACCACCGGCGCCGGGCUAUGUUAAAUACUUCCGAUGGUGGCCGCUAAAUCAAAUUCGUUAUGUUAAGGGAAUGUAAAUAGCAAAGUUUUGGAGAUAAGAAAUUCAUAAUCUUGUGUUAUUUAGGAGUGUGUGGGGUUC